GUUGAUCUGUCUGUGAAGGGAAUUUGGUCUCUUUGAGCCAUGGCAUUCGCGGACUUGCUGGAGCAGGUGGGCAGCAUGGGACGUUUCCAAGUGUUACAUGUCAGCCUUCUCUGUAUACCCAUCUUAAUGAUGGCCAGUCAUAACCUGCUACAAAACUUUGUGGCAGCAGUACCCCCUCACCACUGCAACUCCCCUACCAACCUCUCCCUGCCCACGCUGGACGAGAGGGACAGACUGCUGGUGACUGUGCCCUUGGAUGGACAGGGAAGGCCAAACAAGUGCCAACGCUACGCCCAGCCGCAGUGGUACCUCCUCAACAGUAACGUAACAGAUGAGGAGGAGGAUGAAACUAUGCUGGAUAUUGAGUUGCAAGGCUGUGAGGAUGGGUGGCAUUAUAACACAACAGAGAUGGCUUCAACCAUUAUCACUGAGUGGGAUUUGGUGUGUGAUUUACGCUCGCUGAAACAAAUGAGCCAAACUGUAUACAUGGGAGGCGUUCUUGUGGGUGCCAUAGUCUUUGGUGGAUUGUCUGACAGGUUCGGCCGACGAUUUUUGCUCCUGAUCUCCAACCUGAUGAUGGCUGUUGGAGGGACAUGUACUGCCUUCUCCAACACCUUCAGCCUCUUCUGCCUUUUCCGUUUUGUCUGUGGCAUGGCCCUCUCUGGCUUGGUCCUGAACUCCUUCUCUCUAAUUGUGGAAUGGAUUCCCACGCGAGUGCGGACAGUGGUAGGCACAGGGACAGGUUACUGUUACACAACAGGCCAGCUGAUCCUUGCAGCCAUAGCCUACUUUAUCCGAGACUGGCGCUGGCUUACUCUCGCUGUCUCACUGCCAUUCUAUGUUUCCUUUCUCUACUCAUGGUGGUUCUUGGAGUCUGCGAGGUGGCUUGUUCUAAACAAAAAGUCUGAACAAGCAGUGAAAAACCUCCGAACUGUGGCACGGAUCAAUGGACGUCAAGCAGAGGGAGACAAAAUAGAUGUUGAGAUGUUGCAGGAGUCUAUGAAGAAGGAGAUGGCCUGUUCACAAGGUACAUACUCCGUUGUGGAUCUCCUGCGCACACGGACUAUGAGAACCAUCACUGUUUGCCUCAGUGCAGUCUGGUUUUCCACAAGUUUCGCUUACUAUGGACUUUCCAUGGACCUUCAGAAGUUUGGGGUGAAUAUUUACUUGAUCCAGGUGAUCUUCGGUGCAGUCGAUAUACCAGCAAAAAUUGUUGUAACCAUCUCCAUGAGUCUGAUUGGGCGAAGGCCAUCACAGUGUGCAGCAUUAAUACUGGCUGGUGUAACCAUUCUCAUCAACCUGCUGGUGCCAUAUGGUCUUCAGACAUUGCGCACAAGUCUAGCUGUAAUUGGAAAAGGUUGUCUUGCAGCCUCCUUCAACUGCUGCUACCUUUACUCCGGCGAGCUUUAUCCAACCGUUGUUCGGCAGAAUGGUAUGGGCUGGGUAUCCAUGAUGGCUCGACUGGGAGCAAUGGUUGCUCCCCUGGUACUGCUGCUUGGGGAGGAAGUGUCAUGGCUUCCAGGCCUCAUCUACGGGGGUGCUCCCAUACUCAGUGGCUUCUUUGCCUACUUCCUCCCAGAGACCCUGGCAGCACCCUUACCUGAUACAAUCCAGGAUGUGGAGGACAGAGGAAUCAGCAGGACAAAUUCCAAAGGCUCAACCAAAAAGGAAGAACUGGCUAUGAAGGACCAUGUUAAUAGCCCACUGAAAGAGACUGCUUGAAGUUAGACUCCUCUGAAUAUACAUGGCCAGCCAUUUUAAUAUCAAAAUGAAGCUAGCAUGGGAAUCACCCAUACUGUUGUCGCUUUAGUGGGCUUAUGACUGAGGAACUACUGAACAAUGGACAUGGCAAAUUUCCUUAAACUGGUCAUAACUGACUUUAAACAAUUAGCCUGUGUAUUUAGUUUCAACACUAGUUUUGCAUUGCUAACAUUUAUCCUAUACCAGAUGAGUAUAGGAGUUUAAUAAAUUGUAAAAAUGUUUGAUUAAAGGUGCUAUAGUGUAUAAAAUAACUUUCAGUGAUGUUGUCUAGAUGUUGUUUUAAUGAAUUCAUUGGUAAGGAUUUACCAGUUAACAUUUUCUCCUCUAUGAAUACUCAAUAUGCUAAUCUCUUAGGUGACAAGUUACUGCAGUAGUUGCAUAAUAUUGUUCAGUAAAAUGUCUUUUUAUAUUGUGGCAUUUGUUGCAUCAAUAAAACAUACAGAGGUUUGUGUUCCAUA
Chanos chanos (milkfish) is the source of this 2219-nucleotide messenger RNA. It is a transcript of the gene slc22a6l, whose product is annotated as solute carrier family 22 member 6, like. The transcript is spliced from 10 exons. Gene Ontology annotation, cellular component: membrane. The record is from RefSeq and is a predicted model, not a curated record. NCBI's taxonomy places the organism in Eukaryota, Metazoa, Chordata, Actinopteri, Gonorynchiformes, Chanidae. The coding region runs from base 40 to 1722 and encodes 560 amino acids. Gene Ontology annotation, biological process: transmembrane transport. Gene Ontology annotation, molecular function: transmembrane transporter activity.